Messenger RNA from Nomascus leucogenys (northern white-cheeked gibbon), 836 nucleotides. Lineage: Eukaryota; Metazoa; Chordata; Mammalia; Primates; Hylobatidae. The record is from RefSeq and is a predicted model, not a curated record.
AGUAAACAGUCUGGUGGACAGCAUGGCAUCGUGGUCAGCAGAACUUCUCCCUCCUCCUCGCUGUUGUGGUACAGUCCAAACCCCCCAGCCCCAACAUUCCCCGGUUCCCCAGCUCUGUGACAUCACAGACAGCCUUCUGUCCACUCUGCCAGCUGCAGGAAACAGCCCAGCCCAUUGAAUUGGACUUAAACUCAAGAUUGGCUGAUUCAACAAGGCACCCCUGCAGACAAAGCUGGCAGAGUAGAAGUUUCAACUCCUUUCCAUGGCAGCCCACCAAAACCUGAUCUCGAAGAUCUUCUGUUUAUGCUGCAGGGACUGUCAGGAGCCCUAUGUCAUCGAUGACUCCAAGGUUCCCAGUCAAACCCAAGAGCACAAGCCAUCAACCCAAAAUUUGCAGCUUCAGAAGGAUGAGCUUGACAGACAAAAUCCCAAGCGCAUUAACGGAGUCUCCCAUUUGCCUUCGAGAACGCCCCUGAUCCAGCCAAAAAAGAGCACUUCCUCCAGCAGCAGUGAGUUUGAGGAUCUGAAUGCAUAUGCUUCCCAAAGAAAUUUUUACAAGAGAAACUUAAACCGCUACUGCCAGGAGCGCUGGCCAUUCCAGCCAUGCCUCAUUGGGAGGCCCUGAGCAUUCUAGCCGGCGGCUGCACAGCUGCUGGGGUGUCUCCAUGAGGAAGAGGGGUGGUGGACAGGAGUCAUGAAGACUAAUUCGGAAACUCCCCUGAAGGAGGAGAAGACGUCUGAGCCAUCCUUGUGCCACCAAGCAAGAGUCACUCCAGCUCCUAAAAAAGCCACCAUGGGAAGAGCUGCCUCCAAUUAAAGUUCGUGAUUGUACCAGA